AGGGUCAGGCCUGGCGGGCUCAGACGCGCCCGCGUGGCUUCGGGGCGACCCGGAAUUCGGUCCGGGGUAUCCCUGGUCGGCGCGGGCGGAGAGCAGGCCGCAGGGCCGGGAAGACCGCGCCCCGCUGCGGGCGGCGCAUGACGCACUUCCGCCCUGGGUCUUCCAGCUUAAAGGGAACCCGGACCUUCUUCAUAACAACAACAAAACUGCGCGCCCGCGGCCGGCGCCUGGGCUCUAGUCCCCGCCCUCCUGCCACCUGCCGCCGCUUCGGUCGCGCCUGGCGGUGCGCCGCCCUGCCUAGCACUGCUCAGACCGAGCGGUCAGGCCGAGAGCGGACCGCGCCCUUCGGCCAACUUCUCCCGCUGCCACCGCGCCGCCUCGCGAGACCCGGGGCCGGGCCGUGGCCGCCGCCAAGCAGCAGGAAGAGAACCUCAGCGGAGGACGCUUGGCCGGACAGUGAGGCCAGUGGCCCUGCCCGGGCGCAGAGGGCGGCGGUGGCGGGCUUUGCGGCCAUCUCACAGUCCGGAGCCCGGCGAAGCCUAGACCUGGCGGGGAGAACUGCACCCUGGGCCGGGCCCCAGACCCCGCCGCCGCUGCCGCCACUGUCCAUCAUCCUCGGUGCCGGCAAUGGCCUUUGUAUCGCCCGAUGCACUUGUGACUGACUUGGACACGGGAUAUUAACAACCCACUCGCUUCCGUACCCAUCCCAGCCACGCCGGCAGUAACCACCUCGGCUCGUUUAGGCUUAACUGCUGCUCCUUGUGACUCUGUUCGACUUUGGGGGCACCAUGGACCAAAAUGGGAUGGAGAUUCCUGUGACCCUCAUCAUUAAAGCACCGAAUCAGAAAUACAGUGACCAGACUAUUAGCUGCUUCUUGAACUGGACCGUGGGGAAACUAAAAACGCAUCUGUCUAACGUGUACCCUAGCAAACCAUUGACGAAGGAUCAGAGAUUGGUGUAUUCGGGCAGACUGCUUCCUGAUCAUCUGCAGCUGAAAGACAUUCUCAGAAAACAAGAUGAGUAUCAUAUGGUUCAUCUAGUGUGUACUUCUCGGACUCCUCCCAGUUCUCCAAAGUCCAGCACCAGUAGAGAAAGUCAUGAAGCAUCGGCAUCCAGCAGCAAUUCUAGUUCAGAUCAGUCAGGAUCAUCAACUCCAUCAUCCAGUCAAGAAACCUUGUCUUUAGCUGCCAGUUCUUCCUCAGAAGGAUUGAGGCAACGUACCCUUCCACAAGCACAAACCGACCCAGCACAGAGUCAUCAGUUCCCAUAUGUAAUGCAGGGAAAUGUAGACAACCAGCUUCCUGGGCAAGCUGUUCCGGCUGGAUUCCCAGUGUAUCCUGCUUUCAGCCCAUUGCAGCUGCUCUGGUGGCAACAGAUGUAUGCUCAUCAGUAUUAUAUGCACUAUCAAGCUGCAGUUUCAGCACAGGCCACAUCAAAUGCCAACUCAGCCCAGCCUGCUGCUUCACAGCCUCUAAACUUGGCACACGUUCCUGGAGAAGAACCCCCACCAGCUCCAAACCUAGUGGCCCAAGAAAAUCGACCCAUGAAUGAGAACGUUCAAAUGAAUGCACAGGGAGGUCCAGUGCUAAACGAAGAAGACUUCAAUCGAGACUGGCUGGACUGGAUGUACAUGUUCUCACGAGCUGCAAUUCUCCUUAGCAUUGUAUACUUCUAUUCUUCCUUUAGUCGCUUUAUCAUGGUAAUGGGAGCCAUGCUACUGGUUUAUUUACACCAAGCUGGAUGGUUUCCUUUUAGGCAAGAGGGAGGUCAGCAACAGGCUCCCAACAAUAAUGCUGAAGUUAACAAUGAUGUGCAGAAUGCAAACAACCUAGAACUUGAAGAAAUGGAGCGUCUUAUGGAUGAUGGGCUUGAAGAUGAGAGUGGAGAAGAUGCAGGUGAAGAUGGCAGUGCAAUUCAAAGGCCUGGAUUAAUGGCGUCAGCUUGGUCUUUUAUCACCACCUUCUUUACUUCACUGAUACCAGAGGGGCCUCCCCAGGUUGCUAAUUAGACCUGAAAAACUGUGCCAGCUGCAAAGGAGGGUCUGAAUUUAGGAAAGUGUUUUAAAUAACAGUGCAAUUUCAAAAAAUUUAUUACUUUCUUUUCAUCAUCAUGUACAGGGGUAUUUUUUUCUUUAAGCUUCUCAUGCAUAUGAAUAUUUUAAGCACAAAUGGACUACUAAAUGUGUGAUUUUUUAAAAAGGUCCUAACAGAACAUAGCGUAACAGUAUUGGUCUUCCAGGUUUUAUUAAUUUCAUUUAUGCGUAUUAAACCAAGACAGGCCUGUUUGUGUAGCUUAUUUCUUUAAAGAGCUGCUUCACAUAUAAAUGUCUAUAGCUAAUAGCCCAGCCCCUCAAUGUAUAAUUUGAAGAAAUAUAUCUAUUUUCUGUGAAUUAUCCUGAAAGUUUUAAACUGAAUGACCUCAUAGUUUUUAACAAAGAAUAUUAUUUACCUGAAAUGUGCUAGUAGCAUCUUUCCCAGCCAUAAAGCAAUAAACUUCUCAGUAAUCUUAAUUUUGAAAUUUGAAUAAAUGGAAACUUUCUAUUUUAAGGGCAUGCACCCCAUCAAUUGGAAUUAGUACUUUAAAAAAAAUGGCAGCUCUUCAAUGGAAUUAACAGUGAUAUAAAAUGUUUGAUAUGGGCAGUACUUUUAUAAAAUAAGAUAUGCUGGAAAUCGCUCCCUGUAAUUUUUUAAAAUAAAAGGUCAAUUAUGGUAAA
Messenger RNA from Sus scrofa (pig), 2714 nucleotides. It is a transcript of the gene HERPUD2, whose product is annotated as HERPUD family member 2. Gene Ontology annotation, molecular function: protein binding. The record is from RefSeq and is a predicted model, not a curated record. NCBI's taxonomy places the organism in Eukaryota, Metazoa, Chordata, Mammalia, Artiodactyla, Suidae. Gene Ontology annotation, biological process: endoplasmic reticulum unfolded protein response.